UGGUUGGUAUUCCAGGUGGUAAUGAGGAACAUGAGUCGACUAUGUUCCACCAAGCCUAUUGUCACUAUUAAUGGGAGGUUUCCAGGACCCACAAUUUAUGCUAGAGAAGAUGAUAGAAUGCUCAUCAAAGUUGUUAAUCAUGUAAAAUAUAAUAUCACUAUCCAUUGGCAUGGUGUCAAACAACUUAGAAGUGGUUGGGCAGAUGGACCGGCAUAUAUCACACAAUGUCCAGUUCAACCAGGGCAAUCCUACGUAUACAAUUUCACAAUUACAGGACAAAGGGGUACACUAUUUUGGCAUGCUCAUAUUUUGUGGCUAAGGGCUACUGUACAUGGUGCAUUUGUUAUCCUGCCUAAACGUGGUGUGCCAUAUCCAUUCCCCAAACCCAACCAUGAAGCUGUGCUUGUUUUAGGUGAAUGGUGGAAAUCUGAUACUGAAGCUGUGAUCAAUGAAGCUCUAAGUUCAGGAUUAGCACCGAAUGUUUCAGAUGCUCACACAAUCAAUGGUUAUCCUGGACCUGUUUCCAAUUGUCCCUCCCAAGGUGGAUACACCUUAAGUGUUGCUCAUGGGAAAACAUACAUGUUACGAGUGAUCAAUGCUGCACUUAAUGAAGAACUUUUCUUCAAAAUUGCUAGCCACAAGAUGACCGUAGUUGAAGUUGACGCCACUUACGUUAAACCUUUCGAAACAGACACAAUUAUAGUUGCCCCUGGGCAGACCACAAAUGUUAUUGUCACUGCUGAUCAAGGUUUCGGAAAAUACAUGGUUGUCGCCUCUACCUUCAUGGACUCUCCCAUAGCCAUAGACAAUGUGACGGUUACCGCCACGCUGCAUUAUUCGGGGACACUAGCAAGUUUCCCAACCACCCUCACUAGGACCCCUCCCCAAAAUGCCACUUCAGUAGCCAACAAUUUUAUCGACUCCCUCAGAAGCCUUAACUCGAAAAAACACCCUGCUAGAGUUCCAAAAAAUGUAGAUCAUUCAUUACUUUUCGCAGUGGGGCUCGGGAUGAAUCCAUGCCAGAGUUGUAUAGUGGGUAAUGGAAGCCGAGUUGUGGCUAGUAUAAACAACGUUACAUUUGUUAUGCCAACUACUGCGCUUCUACAAGCGCAUUUCUUUGGCAUAAAAGGCGUUUUCACAACAGAUUUUCCAGGGAAUCCUCCGUUUGUUUUCAACUAUACAGAUACUGUACCACCAGCAAGCUUGGCCACGACUAAUGGGACAAGACUUUAUCGAUUGCCUUACAAUGCAACGGUUCAAGUAGUUUUGCAGGAUACUGGAAUUAUAGCCCCUGAGAACCAUCCACUCCAUUUGCAUGGUUUCAAUUUCUUUGCAGUAGGUAAAGGAUUAGGGAAUUUCAAUCCCAAAAAGGAUCCAAAGAAGUUUAAUCUUGUUGAUCCUGUUGAAAGGAAUACCAUUGGAGUUCCAUCUGGAGGAUGGGUUGCCAUAAGAUUCCACGCUGACAAUCCUGGAGUAUGGUUUUUGCAUUGCCAUCUAGAGGUACACACAACAUGGGGAUUGAAGAUGGCAUUCCUUGUAGAUAAUGGAAAGGGCCCUAAUGAGUCACUUCUGCCACCUCCAAAGGACCUCCCAAAAUGCUAAAACAAUGGUGAAAUUUGUUAGAUUACAGCAAAAGCUGCAACAUGCAAUGAGGUAAAGAAGAAUAGAGAGUCAACAAGCAGAGUAUUCAUUAUCUUGAUUGAAAAAAGGGGGAAAUUUUUCUCAAGCAAACCUCAAUAAUUAUAUGGAUGUGUUUUAAAAUAUUUUCUUGUCUUAAGUUGUUCAGGGGAGUUUGAGAAAUGGAGUUCCAAAUAUCCAUGGAAAAGGCUUAUUUUAUGUACAGUGCCUUAUCCAUAUUAUGUGGAUAACUUGGAUAACAUUCUUAUCAUGCCAAAGAUUACCCUCUGUGGAAACAUAUCAAUUGGUCGAACCGUCCAUAAUGGAUAGGGAUGUUGUGUGUAAAUCACUAACAUGUUCUUCUGAAUUAUAUGUAUCCGUGAUAUUAAAUUGGAAAAACAGUAGGGAUAUGCAAGAAUUUUACAUAAUCCAUCUUGUAGGUGAGUUUGUGCCUGAAA
This is a messenger RNA of Capsicum annuum, 2075 nucleotides long. RefSeq names its product laccase-4. Bases 22 to 1602 code for a protein of 526 amino acids. Gene Ontology annotation, cellular component: apoplast. Gene Ontology annotation, molecular function: copper ion binding; hydroquinone:oxygen oxidoreductase activity. Gene Ontology annotation, biological process: lignin catabolic process. NCBI's taxonomy places the organism in Eukaryota, Viridiplantae, Streptophyta, Magnoliopsida, Solanales, Solanaceae. The record is from RefSeq and is a predicted model, not a curated record. The transcript is spliced from 5 exons.